GGGAUUGGAACUUCCGCCAUGAGACGAAGCAUGUCCCAUUGUACGAGCUUUUCUCAAAGAGUGCCGCGAUUGUUGCGGUGCCGGCUGUUAAAUGCGUGAUUUCUUCAAAGUAGUUUCAUCUGGUGUAGUCGAUUGACGCCUUUCAGUUUAGAAUCGUGUGAGAUUAUUGUCAUAUGUGAAUCUUGCCGAAAAGUAGCGUGUUGUUACCGGGGCGAACAGCGGCGGUCUCACCAGAGGAAUUUGUUCGUUAGCGGCAGCUGAGCCACCUUGCGGUCCUGCUAACAUUGUAGGUAGCUAACGUUAGCAGGAGCUUUCUUUAUAGUCCGACUCUGACGGAGAUCUGCAGGAAUAUGUCUUUGACCAGAGGCUGUCGCCCUUCGAAGUAAGUCGCCAUAGUCAGGAUAAAACCCCAGGGGCUGUUAGCUUGCGAACCAAACCACUUAGCCGAGCUAGCUAGCUGUCGCUACCGGAUUGUCUUUCACAAAAGGGGCAACGCGUGAACAAGGGACUUGGUCGCCAACCUAACGCUGACCUAUAACAGAUUUCGCUUGGGCUUUCGCCCAUAGAGCAUUAUAACCGUACAGGAUGAAUGGAUUCAGCACAGAGGAAGACAGCCAUGAUGGACCGCCUGCUCCGCCGUUUUAUGGACAGAGCUGCUGCCUAAUUGAGGACGGGGAGCGCUGCGGCCGGUCGGCUGGAAACGCCUCCUUCAGUAAGAGGAUCCAGAAGAGCAUAUCGCAGAAAAAGCUGAAACUGGACAUUGACAAGAGUGUGCGACACCUCUACAUCUGCGAUUUUCAUAAGAACUUCAUUCAGAGCGUGCGCAACAAGAGGAAGAGAAAGACCAGUGACGAUGGAGGGGAAUCCCCGGAUCAUGAUGUGGAAGUGCCUGAGGUCGACCUUUUCCAGCUGCAGGUGAACACGCUGAGACGCUACAAACGACACUACAAGCUGCAGACCAGACCUGGCCUCAACAAGGCCCAGCUGGCAGAGACGGUGAGUCGUCACUUCAGGAAUAUCCCGGUCAACGAGAAGGAGACACUGACCUACUUUAUUUACAUGGUGAAGAGCAGCAAGAGCCGCUUGGACCAGAAAGGGGACGGUGGGAAACCGCUGGACUAAGCUUCCCGACAACAACGGCAACCCCAGCAGUAGCAGCAGCGGCGGCUAUUCACAAGAGUUGGACACCACUAACAACAGCAACAGCAAAAAAAAAAAAAAAACAGCUCCUCCUACAACCCUGUCACCGUCCCACUCCUCUGUAAGACCAGAACGUGAAGUCUCAUUGUCCUCAAAUGACAUUUAACAGAAAUGGAGGAGAAGUCAGGGUGGGAUGAGUUUGCUUUUGCUCAUUUCGCCCUUUUCUCAUAAAUACAGUCCGUGCACAUGUGGUCACAAUGGUCGAUCCUCCUCCAAAGGUUUUUCCUCGUUCCUCCACAAAAGCCAGGUCCCUAAAGACUGUGCAGGACCAGGACUCCCCCUGCCGGGUUUUACGUCGUCAUGCUGUAAUGUAACUUGUCAAUUAUGUACAAAAGAACCGCGUCCAAUCUCAAGUAACCUGGUUGAAUGCAAUGUACAAUAUAGCUGCCUUAAGAGUAAAAAGCAAAAUGCAUUUUGGUAA
Molecule: messenger RNA, 1621 nt
Organism: Xiphias gladius (swordfish)
Lineage: Eukaryota; Metazoa; Chordata; Actinopteri; Istiophoriformes; Xiphiidae
Gene: sap30l
Product: sap30-like
Exons: 4
Coding region: 586-1122 (178 amino acids)
Biological process (GO): regulation of DNA-templated transcription
Cellular component (GO): histone deacetylase complex
Molecular function (GO): transcription coregulator activity; protein binding
Source: RefSeq, a predicted model, not a curated record